AUGAGAGUCUCGCCGGCGCCCACCGCGCCAAAAGCGGUCUCAUCUCGCGCACAGAGGCGCGUCCCGCGCACGCGCGGCGUCGUCGAUCGUCGAGCGGUGCCCGUGACGCGCGCACCUCCGAGAGCCGCUACGUCAUCGUCGACGGACGAUAACGCCAACGCGGUCGACGGCGUCGGGUUCUCCGCCGCCGGCAUGAUCUUUCCGUACCACGUGGGCGCGUGGCAGGUCCUCCGCGAGCGCGGACUCAUGACGCCGGACACCCCCGUCGCCGGCGCGUCCGCCGGGGCGCUCGUCGCCGCCAUGCACGCGUGCGGCAUCGCACCGGACGACGGCAACCGCAUCCUCCUCGGGAUCCUACGAGACUGCCGCGACAACGGCGUCGUCGGACGCGUCGGGGCGGUGCUGGAGAGAGCGCUCCGCGAUAACCUCCCCGACGACGCCCACGUGCGCUGCUCCGGCGGUAAGCUCCACGUGUCCAUCACCGCCCCGUUCCUCAUCCCGCUGGACAACGCCGUCAACGACGGCAGGUCCGUGGACAGGGUCGGGUUCAACCGAGGGCCCGUCGCGCUCGACAACGAGAUGGUGUCCUCGUUCGACACGAGGGACGACCUCAUCGGGGCGCUCCUCGCCUCGUGCCACAUACCGGUCUACUGCGGGUGGCCGGCGAGGAUGUACCGGGGCAGGUACAGGGUCGACGGGGGAUGGACCCGACUCACGCCGACGCCGCCGGGAUCGACGCGAGCUGUGUCCGUUGCUUCCUUCCCGCUCAUAGACGCGUGGUCUCAGGCCGAGGAAGGGUCCGGGACGGAGCGGGGAAACUUUUUCGCAAAGAGGGCGACGUUCUGGGAGGACUGGGGGGACCGGGACGCGCGCGGGUUGCUCAUCGCGCCAGACUCGGCGGGCGGCGGCGACUGCGAUCUCGAUUACAUGGAGCUCGGGAAGUGGGCGUUGCUGCCCCAGGACGACGAAACUUUGGAAGAGCUGGUGCGCAUGGGCCGGAGGGACGCAGAGAGAUGGGCCGAGCGCGGUGGGCGCGGGUGCGACCUCGCCCGCCAGGAUGUGGACGACGCCGUGGCUGCGUGA
Molecule: messenger RNA, 1083 nt
Organism: Micromonas commoda
Lineage: Eukaryota; Viridiplantae; Chlorophyta; Mamiellophyceae; Mamiellales; Mamiellaceae
Exons: 1
Coding region: 1-1083 (360 amino acids)
Biological process (GO): triglyceride catabolic process; lipid homeostasis
Cellular component (GO): lipid droplet; membrane; cytoplasm
Molecular function (GO): triacylglycerol lipase activity
Source: RefSeq, a predicted model, not a curated record